AGCGACACGCUGCCUGCUGGCCUCGGGGUUUCUUCCUGGAACUUGAACGCUCCCGAAAACUCGUCGUUUCCUUUCUGACUCGUAAAUGUGAGCCACCAUCAGCCACGAUCCCUCGGAUACGAGAGAACGAAAGCUCGGAUCGAGCUUCCCCUCGUCGGGAGGAGGCGAGGAGGCGAGGAGGAGCAACAAUUCUCGACGAUUUUAGGUUAUAAGGGCCAGCGUUCGCCAGUUCGCCAAUGUAAACAGCGACGGGCAACUCGGGACUCGGACUGGUGUCCUCGGAUCUCGGUGGUCUCUCAGUCUGGUAACGCGGGCCUCAUGUACUGGAACAGGACGGCAGCCGGUACCGUACGGGAAGAGAUGCCUCUGAGCUCGAUAACUCGGGGCACGAGUGCCCCCGCGGCGACGGUGGAGAGCGUGAACCCUGGCACGAGCACGAGCACGAGCACGCAGAUAACGUCGACCUGCUGCACCCCGCCGCCGUCCUACCACAACAUCAACUUACCCCUAGGCCAUCCUUCCACGUUGACCAACGAGCGUGGCGCGCCACCCUCGUACGAAGAGGCGAUAGAUCCUAAUGCACCGCCGCCGUCCUACGAUUCCCUGUUCGGUCGUAUGAGAGAAGCCCGUAAAAUAUCCAAAGGCAUAUUCGAUUUCUUAAAGAAUAUCGUUGUCCUGCUCCUAGGCACAAUCGGGUGUACCAUCAUUCUCGGAGUGACGAUAGUGGUACCAAUUUGCAUGAUGGUGAUCGGUGGACUGUAUCUUUACGAUUGUCCACAGGGUGAAUACAUUCCCGUAUACUUGUUGGUAGGCGGUGGAUUCGGAGUAUUUAAGCAAUUGUUAACUUUGUCAGCCAGAGUGCGGCAACGCCAAGAGGAAAGAGACGAAGAAAGGAUCAGACAAUCGCCUACGCAGACUCUGAUCAAUUGUUUUAUGCUGGGAUGGUUCAUUAUUGGUUCUAUGUGGGUAUACAAGGAAUACGAGCCAAACUAUGAUCCAGCAUUGGGAAAGUAUUGCAAUAAGACGCUAUAUUUAUUCGCCUUUUGGCUGAUUACGUCGGUCUACAUAUGCAUGGGUAUUAUAACUGCCGGUCUGUGCAGCAUCUCCGUAGCUAGCAUCGCCUUUCAGAGACCACCGUCGGACUUGAUGUGAACGAGCGUUGUUUAGCCGCUUCGUGUCCGCGCCUCCGAAAUGACAAUGACGCGCAUCUAGGAUGUUUUGCGCCGUCGACGUAGUCGGGACGGUAUUUAUCGAAUGAAGAGAAAUCCUUGUUAUCUACGCGCCCACAUGGAUAAUAAGCGUGCGCACGUUCGCAUUGUACGCACUACCGUCUCAACACCGUCCCCCCGUUUCCCCUUACUGCUCGAUAAAUACGAACGGCUCGUUCUUAUAAACGUAUCAAGACAUCGACGAUCGGAAGUUGAAAUACUGAAAGCUCCAACUUGUACAUAGAUCCGCCGAAUACGCGUGCCGUAUAGGAGAAAGAAAAAUCUCAUUUUGGGAGCGAAGCGACAACGAGUUACUCGCCGACGGAGAGUGGCGCGCGACGAGUCGCUUCGCGCGAUAGAGCGCAAAAAUUUCGUCCACGUUUACGUACCUGAGAUGCUUAAACGACUAUUUCGAAGAAAAUCGUUGGCACGUUAAACGCACACUAGAUGUUCGCGCGGACGCGUCCGCGCGCGAUAUAAUAAGUUUCAAGCAAGAUCGUGUAAAUGACUUGUAACUUGCAGUCGCACAACGUUUGCAACGAUGCGCAAAUGAGCGCGCGGUAGUCGAUCGACACGUCGACUUUGCGAGAUUUCCGAUGCCCAUGCCGUAAGAAAUCGGUGAAAAAAGAAAAAUACAUCCAAGUUUAGUUGUGUCUCUCUUUCUUUCGCCUCUCGACGUAAACGAGACGAGAGGCGAGAGAAAGUAUCGCGUCGCGUUUUUCGCGAAUUUUUAAAUCUUGUGCCAAGUGGACGCCAAGUCGCAGACCAAAGUAUUUUGCUAUCACGAUGUUGCUCGCGCUAGCGUCAGUGCUCUCGAUCCAAGGGACGAGCCAAGUGCGAACGCGCGCGCGCGCGCGACUCGCCCUACGCUUAGCACAACAGCGUUGAUAACGCUUUGGUACGACGCCGACGGUCUAACAUAAUUCUACUGUAUAAAUGUUAUAGUCAUCGCAUCGUUAUCCCGCCAACACUUUUUAAUCUGUGUUAAGCACUUUAUGAACUUUAUGGAUUCGACUAUAGUACGCACUCCGCUUACUCGUGACUCGUAACUUGAUGUUAAAAGACUGCGAUCUCUUACGCGACAAUUUUAUCUAUUUAUUCGCCCUCUUCUCCGUCCUUUUACGUCUCUAUAGAUCUCUCUAUUCGACUCUUAUGUCUCUUGACAUGAUUCGUUUUUUUACAAAGAUCAAGUCGCGCGAAGCAAUCACGUAGAAAAGUAUACGGGCGUAUAAAUAUUAUAUGCGUAUGCUCCUUUGAAACAUGUCUUUAUCUUAAAAGCUGACAACUUAAAAAAAAAAAAGACAGUAUUCGCCAGUAUUGCUGCGGAGCUUGCUAUCACCGAAAAAUCAGCACGCUCCGUCGGUCGGGUCGUGUAAUAUGACGUCAUGACGAAUUUGUGAUUCGAUUAAAUGAUUGUAUUAUCAGAUGUAUUACGAAAUAUCGCUGUACAUAACUUGAUACUACCGUUCCUUCCACAUUCGUUCAACUCGAGUCAAUUUUUCCCGACUGAAGUUUAGUCUUCCUCCCUCAGUCCUUAUGUUUUGGAAACGUACGUAUCCUCGGCAUAAAACUAGGCGUAAGCUUAGGCGUAGACGUAAACGUAGCCAUAUAAACGUAGACGCAGGCACAGAGUAUACGUGUGCCUGUGUCGCUCAAUGGCGCGCCUCAUGAACGUGCUUGUGUUGCAGAACGAUUAACAAUAUAACCGAGCUUGCGCUUUCAAUUUUGCAUAAAACAUGUUGAAAAAAUAUGUAUAUAAUUCCAUCGCGAUAUAUAUAUAUGUAUACAAACAGACACACACACACACAGACACACACAUGUAUAUGUAUACAUUAACGUACCGUCGCAGCAUUCGACACUGCACCAACUCGAGAUUGAUUGUAAAUAAUGUUAAACUCGAGUAUGUAUAUACUACUCAAGUAUAUAAUUGUGAACACGGUAUCUUGCAUUUAUUAUAUUAUUACAAUAUAAACACGAGACUACGUUCCGACGAUGUAAUAGCAUUCCUACGUUUUGCAUGGCGUACACAUGUACACACAUUCGUUGUUAUAAUUUCCUAAAUAAAGCGCUUAAAAGCA
Messenger RNA from Temnothorax curvispinosus, 3286 nucleotides. RefSeq lists its product as uncharacterized. The record is from RefSeq and is a predicted model, not a curated record. Lineage: Eukaryota; Metazoa; Arthropoda; Insecta; Hymenoptera; Formicidae. The coding region runs from base 319 to 1152 and encodes 277 amino acids. The transcript is spliced from 4 exons.